Messenger RNA from Arabidopsis thaliana (thale cress), 1774 nucleotides. Its product is annotated as A20/AN1-like zinc finger family protein. The record is from RefSeq and is marked reviewed. The transcript has 2 exons. Lineage: Eukaryota; Viridiplantae; Streptophyta; Magnoliopsida; Brassicales; Brassicaceae. The coding region runs from base 499 to 984 and encodes 161 amino acids. Gene Ontology annotation, molecular function: zinc ion binding; DNA binding.
GUGACAUCGAAAGGGUAUGUGAAGUUGUGAACACAAAACUAUAUAAAAUAGAGAGAGUGAGGAUAAGAUUACUAGUGGAUGGACUUCAAAUUUGGCUCCUCUUCCAACCUGUCUUUUUCUUUGCUACACAAUAUACAUUUUUGUAACCCCCCAUACACAUUUCAACAUAAAACUAUAUAGUCAUCCAAUUGAAUGAUUUUUUUUUUCUUUUAACCAAGGUAUCAUUAUCAAACACUGUUUCAAAAAUCAAUAAUAGAAUUUGGCACCACCAAACAAACAUUUUUUUUGUAAAAAUAGACCUCUCAAAAAUAUCAUAGAAUUAAAGAAUACUUUUUAUUUUAUUUGUUUGUCCAUCAUCAUCUUCAUCAUCAUCAUUUCGCCGUUAAGUUUCUCUCUCUCUCUGUUUCCACCCAUUAUAGAAUUCAGUGAAUCAACAACAACAAGAUUCAUUACUUUUCUCCAAAAAACUUUCUUCAAGAUCUGUUCUUUUAAAUAAUUAUGGCGGAAGAACAUCGAUGCGAGACGCCUGAAGGUCACCGUCUCUGCGUUAACAACUGCGGUUUCUUCGGAAGCUCAGCGACAAUGAAUCUAUGUUCAAACUGUUACGGCGAUCUCUGUCUCAAACAACAACAACAAGCUUCCAUGAAAUCAACCGUCGAAUCAUCUCUCUCUCCGGUGAUCGCACCUGUUCUCGAAAACUACGCGGCGGAGUUAGAGAUCCCGACGACGAAGAAGACAGAGGAGAAAAAACCGAUUCAAAUUCCGACGGAGCAACCGUCUCCGCCGCAACGGCCGAAUCGAUGCACCGUAUGUAGGAAACGGGUCGGGUUAACCGGGUUUAUGUGUCGGUGUGGGACGACUUUUUGUGGGAGUCAUAGGUAUCCGGAGGUUCAUGGUUGUACGUUUGAUUUCAAAUCGGCGGGACGUGAAGAGAUCGCGAAAGCUAAUCCGUUGGUUAUUGCGGCGAAGCUUCAGAAAAUAUGAAUCGGAGCCGUUGACCGAUUUCUAUCUUUACCCUGAGAAAAUUUCGAUUGUCUCGGUGGAUCUCAGCCGUUCAUUAUGUUAUUGUAUUACGGACACGUGUCGCAAGAUUAAGGUUGAGAUGGUUUCGUAACUUUUUAAUUAUUUUCUUUGUUUAUUUCCGAAGAAAUUAAAGUUUUUAUGAUUGUGUGGCUUUUGCUUGUAAAAAAAAAAAGGGUUUCUCUUUGGGAAAAAGAAAAGAAAAUAUAUGAAAUUGUGUCUCGCGUUUUGGAUAAUGUUUUAUACCGACAGAAACAGUACAAAGACGUUUUGAUCAUUUCAAAACGUUAGAUCAUUGAAGAAAAUGAAGCUCAUGUCCUUAUUGACGUUUGUUUGCUGAUUUUAAUUCUUAGAUUUGUGAGGAAAAUGGAAUAUAAGUUUUAGGUCAGUUGAUUUAGACUUUUAUCUGAAUCAGUUUACCUAAUCAUCUCUAAAGCAUUUAGCUAAGGUUGUUUGUUCUUAAUGCUUUAUGGUCAAAUGUUUGUAAGCUUUUUAGGCAUAAUAUAAGGCCGGAUUCAUUUUGGUAAAGACGAGGAUACAAUAGCUUCGAAUGUGUGGCCAUGUUUCGCUAAGCGAUCAUCAACUUGAUUUGUCUUUUGGUAUGUGAAAGAAAAGGAGGUUCCAUCAAACAUCUUUCAGCUCACUUGAAAAUUAUUUGAAAUGUCUUUCAUACAUUUAUGAUCUAUCAAUGAAUACAAAUGAACUACUAUUUUUCUCUUCAAAUAAUUAUUCUCUUUCUGUUGACAUUAUGAAA